Molecule: messenger RNA, 1411 nt
Organism: Eublepharis macularius
Lineage: Eukaryota; Metazoa; Chordata; Lepidosauria; Squamata; Eublepharidae
Product: carboxypeptidase A1-like
Exons: 11
Coding region: 37-1287 (416 amino acids)
Biological process (GO): proteolysis
Molecular function (GO): metallocarboxypeptidase activity; zinc ion binding
Source: RefSeq, a predicted model, not a curated record
ACCCUCUUUCUCAGGACGUGUCCUGCUCCAGAGAAGAUGAGGGGCCUCUUGGUGUUUGCUACUCUCCUGGCGGUUGCCUUCAGCACCGAAAACUUUGUGGGUCACCAGGUGCUAAGGAUCUUGGCUGCAGAUGAAGCCCAGCUGGAGAUGGUGAAGGAGCUGGAAGAGCUUGAGCUGGAUUUUUGGCGUGCUCCGGUUCAUCCCGAGUUCCCCAUCGAUGUUCAUGUCCCAUUUGGCAGCCUGCAAGGGGUCAAGGCCUUCCUAGAGCACAAUGACAUCGACUACUCCAUCAUGAUCGAGGAUCUCCAGUCAUUGGUGGAUGAGGAACAACUUCAUAUGUCACUCCGGCAUUUUAUGCCUCUGUCGAUCGACACCUUCAACUAUGCUUCCUACCACAAUCUGGAUGAGAUCUAUGGCUUCAUGGAUGUUCUCGUGGCUGAAAAACCCAACCUGGUCAGUAAAAUCCAGAUUGGCCGGAGUUAUGAGGGUCGCCCGAUCAACGUCUUGAAGUUUAGCACAGGGGGAGUCAACCGGCCAGCCAUCUGGAUCGACACCGGUAUCCACUCUCGUGAAUGGGUCACACAGGCCAGCGGGAUCGUGUUUGCCAAGAAGAUUCUUGACGGUUACGGCAAGGACGCAUCCCUGACCUCCAUCCUGGACAAAUUUGAUAUCUUCCUGGAAAUCGUCACAAACCCGGACGGCUUUGCUUUCACUCACUCCAGUAAUCGCAUGUGGCGCAAGACCAGGUCUCUCAACAGUGGAUCAUCCUGCGUUGGAGUAGAUCCCAACAGGAACUGGGAUGCAGGUUUUGGAGUGGCUGGCUCCAGCGGGAACCCUUGCUCCGAGACAUACCGUGGGCCCCGCCCCAACUCUGAGCCUGAAGUGAAAGCCAUUGUGGACUUUGUGAAGAGCCACGGCAACAUCAAAACCUUCAUCUCCAUCCACAGCUACUCCCAGCUUCUCCUCUAUCCUUAUGGCUACACCACCAAAAAGGCUGCUGAUCAACCGGAGCUGGAUGCUCUUGCUAAGAAGGCAGUCGAUGCUCUCGCUUCGUUGCAUGGGACCAAAUAUAGAUACGGCAGCAUCAUCACCACCAUCUACCAAGCCAGUGGGGGCACCAUCGACUGGACCUACGAACAAGGCAUCAAGUACUCAUACACAUUUGAGCUGAGAGACACAGGCCGGUAUGGAUUCAUGCUCCCUGCCAGUCAAAUCCUCCCAACUGCCGAAGAGACCUGGCUGGCCCUCAAGGUCAUCAUGGAACACACACGCGAUCAUCCGUACUAAACCAGAACUGGAGGCCAACCAUCGACUCAAGGGCAGGGGGUAGAACCAGAAAGUAUCAUCGACCACCUCAAUAAACUUCUGGAAUGAAUAAAGCCACACGGCAUUGGCUUCUAUUCUCACCAAA